UUUUAGCUGCUUCUGUGAGAAAUAUUUCCACCAAAUGAGGCAGCGUCUGCUGGUGCUUCGAUCGGACACGAGCGACAGACUACGGAAAAAUAAGAAUCUGGAACCUGUUCAGGGAUGAGCACCUGUUGUUGUUUUUGAGGGAUGUCGCCAUUAAACUCCAGCUGAUCCAAUAGACGACUUCUCCUCAACAUCACCAGCAUCAUUUGAACCCGAAACACAAACAUGGCAUUUUUAUUUGGAUUGGACCCGUCUACCGUCCUACAAAACAACCUCGUCAGAAGUCUGACGUCUUUCCUGCAUCUCUACGAUCAACAUCAAGUCGAUCUUCAUCGAGCGUUGGAACGUUUCAGUCGGGCGGCAGCAGGCGAAAACAACCGCAGUGAGGAUGCCGUGGCUCAGGUUCUGUUCAGUCUGUUUGGUGGAGCCGUCGGGGCAGUUUGUGGGGGCAUCACCGGCGGACUGUGGGGGGCUUUUGGGGCCGUUGGAGCGGCAACAAUCGCCAGGUUCAACAGGGACGUCAACGCCGCCGGUGCAACUGUCGGCUUUUUCGGCAGCAUUCUCGGCGGAGUCCUCGGCGGAGCGUUUUCCGGCUCCAUUGGUUCUGCCGUUCACAUUGCUGCCAAAGUGGCGGGUCAUCGGGUUCCCUUUGUGUUCGGCGGAGUUCUGUGGAUCGGCAUCGGCUUCGCAACCGGCAGCGCAAUCGGCAGCACUUUUGGCGGGUCGGUGGGCGCGGCAGGCGGGGCGGUCGGAGGGGCGUUCGGUGCGCUGCAUGCCACGAUGGCCGCAGGUUAUGUAGUGGGGAGCAUGAUCGAUUGGCCGUCUACAGGUAAAGACUCAACAGAUCAGGAGGUGGAGAAAGUCAACAGGAUGCGGAAAACCGGGAAGGAUUUCAGAAAACGACUCGAACCGCUGGUGACGGAGCUGAAAACCAUCCAGCAGAUUAGCAACAAAAUGGCCUCCAGCGACGCCAUGAAGAGCGUCGCAGGACAAACGGCGACGACUCUGGCUGCUGUGGACGCCGUGGAGGAGAGUCUGAGCGACGGUCAGCUACUGUCCUGCUCUGACGAAGCAGUGAGACGCUGCGAGAAAAUCAGAGACGAGCUGCAGAAGACGAGAGCAGAAGUGCAGAAACUGCUGGUUUCACUGCAGCAGCUGCAAUAAAAGUCAGAAGUCACGGUUCAGGGACGUGUUUUUAUUGUCUUAUCGCCACUUGUUGGUAACGAUUGGUUUCACUUUCUGUCUGUCAGAUCUGUGUUUCAUGUGUUUAAUGGUGGAAAUUCACAAAAGUGCUGAAUUAAAACUUUACUGCAA
This is a messenger RNA of Stegastes partitus (bicolor damselfish), 1311 nucleotides long. RefSeq names its product keratin, type I cytoskeletal 14-like. The transcript is spliced from 2 exons. NCBI's taxonomy places the organism in Eukaryota, Metazoa, Chordata, Actinopteri, Pomacentridae. The record is from RefSeq and is a predicted model, not a curated record. The coding region runs from base 223 to 1161 and encodes 312 amino acids.